Messenger RNA from Empidonax traillii (willow flycatcher), 6228 nucleotides. Its product is annotated as mucin-6. Gene Ontology annotation, cellular component: extracellular matrix. Bases 1 to 6228 code for a protein of 2075 amino acids. The record is from RefSeq and is a predicted model, not a curated record. Gene Ontology annotation, molecular function: protein binding. NCBI's taxonomy places the organism in Eukaryota, Metazoa, Chordata, Aves, Passeriformes, Tyrannidae. The transcript is spliced from 36 exons.
AUGACUCUGCCGAAAGACCCCGAGCUUUGGCGCACAGACUGUGAGGGUAUAAAAGCCCGGAGAUCCCUUUGUUCGCGGUCCCUCCUCGGAAACACGAGCUCCAGCUGCUUUUGUGUUGCUGCACCACGAUUAACUUAUUUUAAGGAUCCAGACGUCUGGGACUCUGCUGUGGGAAACUCAGUGCUGAGGCGGUGUGUUGAACUUGAUCAAAAGGAGAUCCUGUUUGGCGGGUACUCUGCUGUUGCAGUUUCUGAGAGCUAUGGGAAUGAGGGAGGGCAUUGCAAUUCUAUAUAUAAAGCAUCCAAGCUUGAAGAGGGCAGCCUAGAAAGUGGUAGCAGUGACACUACCUGUUUGGAACGGAGGGGAGCUCUUGAAAAAACCUCUCCAGUCCUGCCAUGCAACAUGUUCCCAACAGUAAUACUGCUCAUCUUCUGCAGUUUUCUGCAGUCUGCUGUUUUGAGCAAGGAUUCCUGUUCUACGUGGGGUGGAGGGCAUUUUUCAACCUUUGAUAAAUACCAGUAUGACUUCACUGGGACUUGCAACUAUAUCUUUGCAACUGUAUGUGAUGAAACCAGCCCGGACUUCAACAUUCAGUUCCGCCGUGGGAUGGACAAAAAAAUCGCAAGGAUCAUUAUUGAGCUUGGACCUUCUGUUGUCGUUGUUGAGAAAGGCAGCAUUUCUGUCAGGAGCGUUGGAAUUAUUCAGUUGCCUUACACCAGCAAUGGAAUUCAAAUAGCGCCUUAUGGGCACAACAUCCGCCUGGUCGCCAAGCUGAUGGAGAUGGAACUAGUUGUCAUGUGGAACAAUGAUGACUAUCUCAUGGUUUUGGCUGAAAAAAAGUACAUGGGCAAAGUCUGUGGAAUGUGUGGAAAUUAUGAUGGUUAUGAAUUGAACGAAUUUGUGCGUGAAGGUAAAUUGCUGGACACAUACAAAUUUGCUGCAUUACAAAAAAUGGAUGAUCCAUCAGAGAUCUGCCUGUCUGAGGAGAUACCAAUUUCCACCAUUCCUCACAAAAAAUAUGCCCUGAUCUGCUCUCAGCUGCUUAAUUUGGUGUCCCCAACCUGCAGCGUGCCAAAGGAUGGGUUUGUCACUCGUUGCCAGCUGGAUAUGCAGGACUGCAGUGAGCCAGGACAAAACACCUGUGCUUGCUCUACACUGUCAGAAUAUUCAAGGCAAUGUGCUAUGUCCCACCAAAUGGUGUUCAACUGGAGAACUGAAAACUUCUGUUCUGUGGGAAAAUGUUCUGCGAACCAAAUCUAUGAGGAAUGUGGUUCUCCAUGUAUUAAAACCUGUUCCAACCCAGAGUACAGCUGUUCCAGUCACUGUACCUACGGUUGCUUUUGUCCAGAAGGAACUGUUCUGGAUGAUAUCUCCAAGAACCGAACGUGUGUUCACAUUAGCCAGUGUCCAUGUACACUGAAUGGGAAAACAUACGCUCCUGGGGAGACAAUGAAAGCAACAUGUAGGACCUGUAAAUGUAUGAUGGGCCAAUGGAACUGCAAAGAUUUGCCCUGUCCUGGAAGGUGUUCACUGGAAGGAGGCUCCUUUGUUACCACGUUUGAUUCUAGGUCAUAUAGAUUCCAUGGGGUUUGCACUUACAUUCUCAUGAAGAGUUCCAGCCUGCCACACAAUGGAACCCUAAUGGCUGUGUAUGAAAAGACUGGUUAUUCUCAUUCUGAGACGUCACUUAGUGCUAUAAUUUACCUGUCCUCAAAGGACAAAAUUGUGAUUUCUCAGAAUGAUCCCCUCACAGAUGAUGAUGAACUUAAGCGGCUGCCUUACAGAUCAGGAGACAUCACUGUUUUCAGACAGUCCUCAAUGUACAUUCAAAUGCAUACAACCUUCGGGCUGGAACUUUUAGUUCAAACAUCACCUGUGUUCCAGGCCUAUGUGAAAGCUGGAUCACAAUUCAAAGGCAGAACUUUAGGUUUAUGUGGCAAUUACAAUGGAGACACUACAGAUGACUUCAUGACUAGCAUGGAUAUCACUGAAGGGACAGCCUCCCUGUUUGUAGAUUCCUGGAGGGCAGGAAACUGCCAUCCUGCUUUAGAGAGAGAUACCGAUCCUUGUGCUUUGAGUCAACUAAACAAAAUAUCUGCUGAGACUCAUUGCUCCAUUCUUACCAAGAAGGGUACGGUGUUCGAGAAAUGCCAUGCUGUGGUCAACCCUAUUCCUUUCUACAAGAGAUGUGUCUACCAGGCCUGUAACUAUGAAGAGACCUUUCCUUACAUUUGUUCUGCUCUGGGAUCAUAUGCACGAGCGUGCAGUUCCAUGGGUUUAAUCCUUGAGAACUGGAGAAGCAGCAUGGACAAUUGUACCAUUACUUGCACUGGCAAUCAAACAUUCAGCUACAACACUCAGGCAUGUGACAGGACAUGCUUGUCACUCUCCAACCGAGCCCUGGAAUGCCACCCAACUGAUAUUCCUAUUGAAGGCUGCCAGUGUCCUGAAGGACUGUACUUGAACCACAAGAACGAGUGUGUUCGUAAAUCUCAUUGUCCCUGCUAUUUAGAAGACAGAAAAUACAUCCUGCCUGACCAGUCAACAAUAACUGGUGGGAUCACCUGCUACUGUGUUAAUGGAAGGCUAAGUUGCACAGGCAAACCUCAAAAUCCUGCAGAAAGCUGCAAAGCUCCUAAGAAAUACAUAUCGUGUUCCGACAGUUUAGAAAACAAGUAUGGAGCUGCAUGUGCCCCUACGUGUCAGAUGCUGGCUACUGGCAUUGAAUGUAUACCGACUAAAUGUGAAUCAGGCUGUGUCUGUGCUGAUGGCUUGUAUGAAAAUCUCGAUGGCAAAUGUGUCCCAGCUGAGGAGUGUCCAUGUGAAUAUGGUGGCCUUUCGUAUGGAAGAGGUGAACAAAUCCAAACUGAAUGUGAGAUCUGCACUUGCACAAAAGGCAAAUGGAAGUGUGUUCAGAAAUCAAGGUGUUCCUCAACGUGUAACCUGUACGGAGAAGGCCACAUCACCACUUUUGAUGGACAGCGCUUUGUGUUUGAUGGCAACUGUGAAUACAUAUUAGCUACGGAUGGCUGCAGUAUUAACAGACCUGUUUCCUCUUUCAAAAUUGUUACUGAGAAUGUCAUCUGUGGGAAAUCAGGAGUUACAUGCUCCAGAUCCAUCAGCAUUUACCUUGGGAAUUUGACAAUCAUACUGAGAGAUGAAACCUUCACUAUUUCUGGGGAAAAUCCUAGUGUGCGAUAUCACGUGAAAAAGAACGCCCUCCACCUGAUGUUUGAUAUCAUUAUCCCAGGAAAAUACAACAUGACCCUUAUUUGGAAUAAGCACAUGAACUUCUUCAUCAAGAUCUCCAGAGGAACACAGGAAACUAUAUGUGGUUUGUGUGGGAACUAUAAUGGCAACAUGAAGGAUGAUUUUGAAACUCGAAGCAAGUACGUGGCAUCAAACGAAUUGGAAUUUGUCAAUUCUUGGAAAGAGAAUCCUCUCUGUGGGGAUGUGUACUUUGUAGUGGACCCCUGUAGCAAGAACCCUUAUCGUAAAGCAUGGGCAGAAAAGACAUGUUCUGUCAUCAACAGCCAGGUUUUUUCUGCCUGUCACAAUAAGGUGAAUCGGAUGCCCUAUUAUGAGGCCUGCGUUCGAGACUCUUGUGGGUGUGACAUUGGAGGGGACUGUGAGUGCAUGUGUGAUGCCAUUGCAGUGUAUGCCAUGGCAUGUUUAGACAAAGGUAUCUGCAUUGACUGGAGGACCCCUGAGUUCUGUCCUGUCUAUUGUGAGUACUACAAUUCUCAUAAAAGAAAAGGAGUUGACAAUGCUUAUUCCUCUGGCUACAAUGAUGACAAGUGCACCUGGCAUUACAGGCCUUGUAAUUGCCCAAAUCAAAACUACAAAUAUGUCAACAUUGAAGGUUGUUACAACUGCUCUCAUGAUGAAUACUUUGACCAUGAAAAGAACUUGUGCAUGCCAUGUGGAGAAGAAAGCACUAGUACCACGCCUGAAACAUCUUCGCCAGUAACAACAGUGCAGCCUGAAGUAACAAGAAGCUCUGCCACAAGCACCCUACCAACAGUACCUAGUACUUCUUCUGCAACUGCUAUAUCAACUGAGAUUACAAAUCCAACAAUAACUGCAAAAAUUACAGUUCCCAGAACUUCACCCAUACAACCUCUUGUCACAAUAAAGUCAACAACUGAACACACAACAUCAAUUUCUACCACACUGAACAUGACUACAACCAUCACUACUCCUUCCAUAACUACCACACCAAAGAGAACCAUGACCACUAUACCAAAGUCUACGCCUGCUGCCUCAUCAACUGCUGCAUCAACAGAGACAGAGCCAGUAAGGGUCACCUCACCACCCUUCAAGACCACUAUCAAAGAGGAAAUGACAACCUCCUCACUAUCUACUCAAACCCUGUCUCAGAGCAUAACUUUCAGCAAGCCUAAACUACCACCAGCAGUGAGUGAGGGAAUCCCAACAACCACUCUGCACCAACCAGAAGUUGUCACCCACAUAAGAACAUGGACACAGCCUGCGCAGCAUCUCGUCACGCAGACACAGACCAACCCUGCCACAUCCACCAGCAGCACAUCUCCAAGCCCGAGCUCUUUGCCUGCCACCUCAGCCUCAUCUGCUUCUUCCCUUUCCUCAACUGUGUCCUCGACACGGCUGGGAACAUCACAUCCUGGUAAGGCUCCCUCCUGCCCUUCCUGCUGCUCUGUCUGCUUCUUCCAGCUCCCACCAUUUUCUCCUAGGCAGCAUGUCCCGCACAGGAAUCAGUUUUGCAACGUAAAACUGACCUGUGCUUUCCUCCCAACAGCCAUCACCCAUAAAAAGUCAACUGAGCCACACAUUGAGCCACCUCUGACCACACACAAGACCACGGCCUCCACCUCCAUCAGCAGCACCUCCAAGACCUCUGUCUCCACAGAGACACCAAGCAGCACAGAACUCCCUCUGGCAACAUCAUCUCCAAAUCCCAGCUCUUCACCUGCCCCCAGCAGCCCACUCAGCACCCGGCUGCCAUCUGCUCCCACUUCCACACUCUAUUCCACAGCAGCUCCAAGCACCAGCCCCAGGCCUACACCCACAACCCUGAGGCCCAAGCCCUCUUCCCCCAUGACAAGUGCUCCACAAGAGUCUCCUACAACAGAGACCUCUGCACCCACCACAGCCAAAACCAGCACAGUGCCAUCGCCUGCUCCUUCUGCUUCUUCCACUGUGUCCUCAACACAGAUGAGCUCCUCACAGCCUGCCUUCACCCAUAAAAAGUCAACUGAGCCACACAUUGAGCCACCUCUGACCACACACAAGACCACGGCCUCCACCUCCAUCAGCAGCACCUCCAAGACCUCUGUCUCCACAGAGACCAGCCCACCAAGCAGCACAGAACUCCCUCUGGCAACAACAUCUCCAAAUCCCAGCUCUCCGCCUGCCCCCAGCAGCCCACUCAGCACCCGGCUGCCAUCUGCUCCCACUUCCACACUCUAUUCCACAGCAGCUCCAAGCACCAGCCCCAGGCCUACACCCACAACCCUGAGGCCCAAGCCCUCUUCCCCCAUGACAAGUGCUCCACAAGAGUCUCCUACAACAGAGUCCUCUGCACCCACCACAGCCAAAACCAGCACAGUGCCAUCGCCUGCUCCUUCUGCUUCUUCCACUGUGUCCUCAACAUGGCUGAGCUCCUCACAGCCCGCCAUCACCCAUAAAAAGUCGACUGAGCCACACAUUGAGCCACCUCUGACCACACACAAGACCACGGCCUCCGCCUCCAUCAGCAGCACCUCCAAGACCUCUGUCUCCACAGAGACCAGCCCACCAAGCAGCACAGAACUCCCUCUGGCAACAUCAUCUCCAAAUCCCAGCUCUCCACCUGCCCCCAGCAGCCCACUCAGCACCCGGCUGCCAUCUGCUCCCACUUCCACACUCUAUUCCACAGCAGCUCCAAGCACCAGCCCCAGGCCUACACCCACAACCCUGAGGCCCAAGCCCUCUUCCCCCAUGACAAGUGUUCCACAGGAGUCUCCUACAACAGAGACCUCUGCACCCACCACAGCCAAAACCAGCACAGUGCCAUCCCCUGCUCCUUCUGCCUCCUCGACCAUGUCCUCAACACAGAUGAGCUCCUCACAGCCUGGAGUGCAGACCAGUUGCACAUUUUUUCUGAAUUGCUCUCCAUUCCCAAUAUUUUUUCACAUCCUCAAUGUGCUAUGCCUGUCCUUUGCUAUGGCCCUGUGGCACUGGUCUAGCCCCUGUAGUCUGGCCUCAUAG